This is a messenger RNA of Haemonchus placei, 762 nucleotides long. Lineage: Eukaryota; Metazoa; Nematoda; Chromadorea; Rhabditida; Trichostrongylidae. The record is from the annotation of a GenBank genome assembly.
AUGAUGGCCAAUCAACAGAAGCUGCUCUUCGACCUGCUCCAGAAGAUGUCAACGUCCACAACUGCACCGCAAGGCACUCUAUUCGAAGAGAAUCGAAAAAUUCUCAUACAAUGCGGACCAAGACGACUGCUUCUACCUAUGGUUGAACCUGUGCAAAAACAUCUUCGAGAGGAUAUCCGCAUACGGCUUACGCGUCCGCACCGACAAAUGCCACUUCGUGAUGACCCAGCUGACCUACCUUGAGAGCGUCAUCACUGCUGCCACGCGGACCCGAUCCCAAAAAGAUCGAUCCCAUCACCAAAUGCCAGACCGAAGGAUACCGCCCAGAGAUGCGUCAGCCCCGUACACCACUCGGCGCACCACUCAAAAAGGACAUCCCGUCCAGAUGGAACUCUGAAUGCGACGCCGCUUUCGAACGCGCCAAGGAAAAGCUCGCUUUGGACGUGCUUCUGACUCACUACAACCCGGAUCUACCGAUCGUCGUCGCGUCCGACGCUUCAGACUAUGGAAUAGGGGCAAUCAUCUCCCACUGUUACCCGGAUGGAUCAGAGAAAGCCGUCUAUCACGCUAGCCGUUCUCUCGGCGCCACGGAGAAGAACUACGGACAAAUAGAAAAGGAAGGGCUCGCCCUCGUCUACGCUGUUUUACCGAUACGGCUAUGGACGCCACUUCACACUUCUCACAGACCAUAAGCCACUCCCGGCUAUUUCUGGAUCGGAGGAAGGAGUCCCCGCAUACUCGGCGAACCUCCUACAACGCUGA